GCUACUACGGCUACCGGCAUGCGCCCGGCGAGCGUGGGGACAGCGAUCGCCGGCUUGUUGCCCUUGCGGACAGGCUUGGAAAGAGCUUCUUCAAGCGAAAGGAGGUCCUGGACAUUGGCUGCAACGCCGGCCUGGUAUCCUUGGCCAUGGCCCGCGAGUUCAGCGUUGCUCGGGUUGUUGGGAUGGACCUGGAUGCGGACUUGAUCGAAGCUGCCCAAGCGAACUACUCAUGUGAGAUGGACAACCUGCAAGGUAUCGUCGAGUUCCGACGCGAAGACAUCCUCAGUUGCCCCCUGCGGCGCGGGCCGGAGGAAACGCCGGAGCGCUUCGAUGUCGUGCUGUGCCUCUCUGUGACCAAGUGGGUCCACUUCGCGCAUGGGGAUACUGGCAUCCGCAACCUCUUCAAGCGAGUCUUCAAGAGGACAAGGCCUGGUGGCUACUUCAUCCUAGAACCCCAAGGAUGGGGAAGCUACAAGAAGAAACGCCACAUCACCCGAGCUAUCCGGGACACUGUUGCGUCCAUCGAGCUGCGCCCAGAGGCCUUUGCCGAGUGCCUGGUCGAGAUGGGUUUUGAGCAGAUCGACACCAUCGAACCCCCAGGUCCAUUGUGC
Molecule: messenger RNA, 611 nt
Organism: Symbiodinium pilosum
Lineage: Eukaryota; Dinophyceae; Suessiales; Symbiodiniaceae
Source: the annotation of a GenBank genome assembly